Molecule: messenger RNA, 663 nt
Organism: Exophiala aquamarina CBS 119918
Lineage: Eukaryota; Fungi; Ascomycota; Eurotiomycetes; Chaetothyriales; Herpotrichiellaceae
Exons: 2
Coding region: 1-663 (220 amino acids)
Source: RefSeq, a predicted model, not a curated record
AUGAAAACACAUAAGUCAGGAACUAAAUCAUCAACCCUGCUCACCACACAACUCAGGAAGAAAGGCCUGGAGUUGGUGCCGGAGUCCGUGGAUCCGGCGCUGGGGCUGGGACCUGUGUUCACGGUCAACCCACUGAAAUCUGGCACGAGCAACAGCGAUGUGGCGUAUCGUCUGUACUACGCCGGCGAGUCAUCCAAGUACAGCGCCAGCCAUCGGAAUGCGGUGAUCAAGGCGGCGGCCAAGAAGCAGCGCGAGACUCUUGCUGGUGCUAGAGCUGGUGCUGUUGUUGCGAAGAAGGGGUUAAAGCUUGAAGUCGUUGAUGAUCUAAGAUGUGGGGACACAUUGAGUGAACGAGUGGAGGGGAAGCUAUCCGAGACAUCAGCAUAUGGCUGUGACAAUUACGAAACGCAAAUCAACAAACAUGCUGUGGCGCACGAAGCACUCCAGGCCAUGUGCAUACCGCGUCAAGUCACGCCUCUCCUCCCCGAGCUUCGUUCGAUAGAGAUCCACACCCUGGAGUUCAGAAUCGUGCUUCACUUCCAAUUUACCGACAUUCUCACGCAAUCCACCCAUACCCCGACCCCUUCUGGACUUGCUAUGGUCCCUACCACGGGAGAGGUCCUUGGCAUGGGUACAAGCAGGGAAGUCGCAUCUAGCGACUGA